Molecule: messenger RNA, 9090 nt
Organism: Anolis carolinensis (green anole)
Lineage: Eukaryota; Metazoa; Chordata; Lepidosauria; Squamata; Anolidae
Gene: ccdc186
Product: coiled-coil domain containing 186
Exons: 16
Coding region: 311-3034 (907 amino acids)
Biological process (GO): vesicle cytoskeletal trafficking
Cellular component (GO): trans-Golgi network
Molecular function (GO): small GTPase binding
Source: RefSeq, a predicted model, not a curated record
CUGAGGCGGCUCUGGAUGGCGGUGGCGGCCAUCUUGGUUGAUGUGUCAGCUCCUUGUCCCUCACAGAAGCAGCGAGGACAUCCGCUCCGCUCCCUUGCCGGCUCGUUUCCGUCAGGAUUAAACAUGGGGAGGAGGACCGCUCCCAUCGCAACUGAUACUCUAAUUCCCAGCUUCCUGGCGAAUUGGUAAGAGCCUCUCUGCGCUGUUUAGUAUUCACGAACGGGGAUUAGUAUCGCUCCGUUGAGGGCGAUGGACGUGGAAGCUGUUACUAGGCAGAAGAGACGAGGCUCUUCCUAUUCUUGAUGAAAAGAUGGAUGAGCAGUUGCCGGAAGAGCAAACAACUUUAGAGACAGUUGACCCAUCAAAGACUGAUGAUAAAUCCUCCAGCUUAUCUACUGUUGAAGAAGAUGACAAAUUUCCGGAAAUUCAGGAUGGGCUACACAUAGAAAAAAAGGAAAUCCCUUUGGACAAAGAAAACAACCAAUUAAUGCUGGAUCCCUGUUCAGAGGCUACUGAGGCAAGUGGGGAUGGAGACAUACCUGAAGUGCAGCGUGUUCCAGACCUUAAAGGUGAUGAAGGUGGAUGUUCUAAACCUUUGGAAGCACAAAUAAAAGAACCCAAGAAAGUAGAUUGCUUACCUGAUGGAGAUAAUGAACAGCAGAUUUUAGAAACUGAUGGGACAAAUCCAUCCUUGACAGAUUUAUUGCACAAUCCUGUGAAAAGGACUUUUGGGGUCUGUUCAGAAAGCCCAUAUGACACAUAUUGUACUAAGAACCUUAUCUCUACUAUACAGAAUGCUUCCUCUCAGGAGGCUUUGUUGGAAGAAAUAGAGUCUGAACUUCUAUCAGCAGAUUUAUUGAAAGAUCAUAAACUUUCAAAUGGUAUGUGCAAGAAUGAAGCUACAUUGUCUGUAUUUGAAAAAUGCAUGCAAGACAAAUAUCUUCAGCAGGAGCACACGAUAAAGAACAGAUUGAUUAAAGAAAAUAAAAAGCAUCAGGAACUAAUUUUGGAGAUUUGUUCAGAAAAGGAUAAUUUAAGGGAUGAAUUGAAGAAAAGAACAGAAACAGAAAAACAACACCUCACCAUUAUUAAGCAGUUAGAGGUCAGAAUAGAGGACCUCCAAAAAGAAGUUAAAGCUGCUAAAGAUAAACUUGCAUCUCAAGAUGCUGCUGCAAAAAAUGCUAUACAGCAAUUGCACAAAGAAAUGGCCUUCCGUACAGAUCAGGCAAACAAGAAAUGUGAAGAAGCUCGCCAAGAAAAGGAAGCAAUGGUAAUGAAGUAUGUUAGAGGAGAAAAGGAAUCAUUAGACCUCCGGAAGGAAAAAGAAGUACUUGAAAGAAAAUUGCGAGAUGCAAAUAAAGAAAUCGAAAAGCACACCAACAAAAUCAAACAGCUUUCUCAGGAAAAAGCACGGCUGCAACAGCUCUUCGAAUCCAAGGAAAGUGAAGCCACCAGAAUGUCAAGAGAAAUAGAAAAAUUAAAAGAAGAAAUAAACUCUCAUGUGAUCAAAGUAAAAUGGGCCCAAAACAAACUGAAAGCUGAAAUGGAUUUACACAAGGACACUAAAGAUCGGCUUAAAGAGGCAACAACAAAGUUGACUCAAGCAAAAGAAGAAGCUGAUCAGAUACGAAGGAACUGCCAAGAAAUAAUAAAAACAUAUCAGGAAUCUGAAGAAAUCAAAUCAAAUGAAUUGGAUGUAAAACUUCGACUUACAAAAGGGGAACUGGAAAAACAUUUGCAGGAGAGAUCUGAUCAUCUAGAGAUUCAUCAUGCCAAAAUAAAAGAGCUUGAAGAUGUGAAGAGAACAUUUAAAGAGGGUAUGGAUGAGCUGCGAACACUGAGGACGAAGGUCAAGUGUCUGGAAGAUGAGCGAUUGAGAACAGAAGAUGAACUGUCAAAAUACAGAGAAAUAAUUAAUCGUCAGAAGGCUGAGAUUCAGAAUCUAUUAGACAAAGUUAAAAUUAUAGAUCAGCUGCAGGAUCAGCAUCAGAGGGAUGAACAAGAAAUUAACUCAUUGAAAGAAGAAGUGGACAGUCUCAACAAUCUGCUUAAUGACUUUCAAAAGGACAUUGAUGGCAGCCGGAAAAGAGAAUCUGAAUUACUGGUCUUCACUGAAAAGUUGACCACCAAGAAUGCCCAGUUACAGUCAGAAACAAAUUCCUUACAGGUGCAGCUUGAUAAGAUCACCUACAGUGAAAGAGAGUCACAGAAUCAGCUGGAAAUGGUUAAGCAAGCCAGAGAUGAACUGGCAAACAAAUUGCUAAAGGAAGAGGAGCUUCACAGAAACAAUGUUCAGGUGCUACAAACGGAACUGGCAUCUCAACAGAAAGCAUUAGCAGACCUAAACACUCAGGUUGAUGAAUUAAAAGAUGAGUUGGUUACUCAGAAACGAAAACAUGCAGCAAAUCUUAAGGACCUCACCAAGCAACUUCAACAAGCACGAAGAAAAUUGGAGCAGCUUGAAAAUGGCAACUAUGAUAAAGAAGUCAGCAGUAUGGGGAGUCGUUCUAGCUCAUCAGGAUCUCUUAAUGCACGAAGCAGUAACGAAGAUCGUUCCCCAGAAAACAGUGGCUCUUCAGUAGCUGUUGAUCAUUUUCCAGAAGUGGACAAGACUAUUUUGAUUGAGAGAAUAGUAAGACUACAGAAAGCACAUGCGAGGAAAAAUGAAAAGAUGGAAUUCAUGGAGGACCAUAUCAAACAGCUUGUGGAAGAAAUCCGAAAGAAAACCAAAAUAAUCCAAAGUUACAUUCUGCGGGAAGAAGCUGGCACCCUUUCAUCUGAGGCCUCCGACUUCAACAAAGUACAUUUAAGCAGACGUGGUGGGAUCAUGGCCUCUCUCUACACAUCACAUCCGGCAGACAGUGGGCUCACGUUAGAACUCUCCCUGGAGAUCAACAGGAAGCUUCAGGCAGUGCUGGAGGAUACCUUAUUGAAAAACAUUACCCUAAAGGAAAAUCUGCAAACACUAGGAACCGAAAUCGAACGCUUGAUUAAGCAGCAGCAUGAACUGGAACAGAGGGUGAAGCAGACAUAGCUGAGAGCAAACCCAAGAAGGCAGCAAAGGCAGGUGCUCCAAAUCCUGACAGUAUAGAAACCGGAUGUCUGCCAGCGUCUUCUGUCAAAUCCCAUGAAGCUUCAACAAAGCAAACUGACCUGUGCUUGUAAAAAAGGCUUUCCAAGACCACAGUCCCGGUGCCUGCUUUACCCAAAGUGAUGGAGAGUGUGCAUUUUUCUGACUAUCAUUUGCAUCCAUUUGCUUUUUAUGAAACACUUUAUCAGCACCUCCAACUUGUUCUUAUAUUUAAAGUGUGUGGGGGGGAACCUUUGUUUUUUUUAAAGUUAAGUUACCUUAUUAAUGAAGAAGUUUGAAAAAUGUAUGUAAUCCUGGUAGGUGCCCGAACCCACUCCCAUUCUAGGUGUGUGUUUGAAAUGAGUUACUUGUUGGACUUAUUAAAGUUACAGCCUACUGAAAUAUAGGUCCCCCCCUCCAAAUAUACAUUUAUUUUGGAUUUUUUAACUGCCAGAUUUUAUUUAUAUCAUGCAUUAAAAGGGCUUUACGAUAGACUGUUUUCUCUUAACUUUACAGUCUAAAGCAAUUUUACUAGUAAAAAGAUUUUUUUAUAAAAACCUUGUGAAUCCUUUAGGUUCAAAUUGGUUGUUUUUUUUUUAAUUAAAGAGAAUACACUGAACAGGAACACCCUUCUGUGUUUACUUGGCAUCAGCUGUUGAAACCUAGGCUUGGACUGGUUGGACUGAUUAACAAAACGCAUUAGAGAAUUGAGCUGAGAAUUGAGAGACAGCUCUGAACCUUAGAAACAGGUGUUGUAAAUUGAAAUGAAAGCAACAGUAGCAUGUGUGUGUUGCAGCAUAAACAGAGGCGACACAUUGCACUAUAUAUCUGUUCAAGUUGUGACACUGUUGUGGAUUCAAGGCAUAGAAUGGGGAAUUUGUUUGGACUCUUGAGUUGCAUAAAUCAUUUUCUUAGCAGUGAUAGCCUGACAACUUCUUAUUGAUUGAAGCAGAGCAAGAAGGAUUUUCCAAUAAUGGGAAACUAACACCGUUUGCAGUGGUUCUUAACCUGUGGUUCCCUAGAUGUUUUCGCCUUCAACUCCCAGAAAUCCUAACAGCUGGUAAACUGGUUGGGAUUUCCGGGAGUUGUAGACCAAAUCAACUAGGGACCCACAGGUUGAGAAUCACUGACCUAUUGUAUUCUUGACAACCAAUAGAAUAAUAAACAGUAAUAAUCCCUUCCUAUAAUUUGUAGCUGAGCAUUUGCCCCUGUACAAAUGAGUAAAGCAUUAGGGAUAAUUAAGUGUAUAAAGCUUGUGCAGAGAGACAGAAUGCUCAGUAAUGGUGAAAAGGAGGAAGAGGAGUUGAUGUGAGCUUUAGGACAUCACAUUAGAGUUCUGGGAUUUGUCCAAGACCUCCCUGAUUGAGCAGUUUAAAAGACCCUCCUUAAACUACAAACCCCAGAAUUCUGCAGGAGGCAGCAACAGCAUUUAAAGUGAAUAUACAAUCUAGUGCAGGCAGGCUACCAGCUGUUAGGAAUUGUGGCAGUUGAAGUCCAGAACACCUGGAGGGCUGAAAUUUUCCCAUGCCUGUUCUAGUUUGAUGAGGUCUGUUGCCUUGUCUCCUUCUCUCACUUUGACAAGCACUAGCGUGUAGUUAGGCCUCCAAGGAGAAACAGGGCAGCUGAAGGAGGCGCCAAAUUCUUAGGCUUGAAUGUCUUUCUCUUCCUUCUUUCAUUGUGGAGCAGUACAUGUUCAUGUUAGUACUUGUCCUGGUAUGAGAGUUAGGCACUUCUCCACUUCUUCCACUUCUCUUCCGCCCCACCCCUUUUCAGGAAGUUGAUGAUUAAUGUGAAUGUAUUGUCCUAACAAGAUUUUGAUUUACUUAGUUUAGCUUUUAAAAUAUGCCCUCUCCAGAAGCAAAACUCUCAAAUCAUGUGUGUCACCUUUUUUAAAAACUCUGUAAGACUAACAUGCAUUUUCCCCUUGAAUUUAGUUCCCUUUUACCUCCCAAAUUGGAAAACUAAAACCACCUCUACUGUGGGGCAGGAACCCUGAGAGGACAACAACUUGUUUCAAGCUAUUGUACUCCUUUGAUUAUUCAUUCUUAAGUAGAAAGCACUGCUUGAAUUGCUUACACAAUUCCAUACGACUCUAUCCCUCUUCUCUGCAUUUAUUUGCACUCCGAGAAAAUGCUUUUGAGGGCAGAACUAAUCAAUUCAUUGUAUAAAUAUGUAGAUAAUGCUAGAGUUUGUAUUUUUUUAAAAGCCAUGCCUUUCAUAGUUAUCUGAGAGUAUGAUACAUGUGUACAGUAGGAACAUUAGAAUAAGCAAAAUAUGCUUACCUUCCACUUCAUACUAUUUAAUUGUACCCCUGGGUUAUUUACACAUGCCAGGGGCAGAGAAUACUGCUUGCUAUUGUAUAUAAGGAGCCCCCAGAUGGCGUAGUGGACUAAGUGACUUGAAGGUUGGGUUGCUGACCUGAAAGCUGCCAGGUUCGAAUCCCACCUGGGGAGAGUGUGGAUGAGCUCCCUCUAUCAGCUCCAGCUCCAUGCGGGGACAUGAGAGAAGCCUCCCACAAGGAUGGUAAAAACAUCAAAACAUCCGGGCGUCCCCUGGGCAACGUCCUUGCAGAUGGCCAAUUCUCUCACUCCAGAAGCAACUCCGGUUGCUCCUGACACGAAAAAAAAAUGUAUAUAAGGAAUUCAGACGGCAGCCUUAUGCCCUCUUAACUUGAAAUAAACACCAUUGAGCUCAGUAGGAUUUGCUUUUCAGCAAACAUGCAUAGGAUUGCACAUUAGACUUUCAUAUUCAUUGUGUAUAAAUUAGGACAGAGAGAACUUGAAAGUCUAUAAAUGUGCAGAUUUGUUUUCAUUUCAGUCAUUACUUCUACUCAAAUAAUACCAACUUUAAGGAUUGGGAUUUAAAGAAGGGAUUGCAUGUAAAAAUAGGUUUUUCAGUUUUGUGUUACAGGAUUGUAUUUAUUUUUGGAGUGGCAGGCACAUCACUGAGCCUAGUAAAUUUUCCUUAUGAGCCAGAUUCCUAUUUCAAAAAUCAUAGGCAUGUAAUUGCAUUGAGGCUAGUAAGAAUGCAUCCAGGGAAAUAUAUAUACUAUGUGUGUGUGUGUGUGUGUGUGUGUGUGUGUGUGUGUGUGUGUGUGUAUAAAGAGGGGCGGGGGGGAAACACAACCGGAAUCCAGGCAGGGAUGAUCAGAUGAACCAUCAGCCAGAUGGAUGGUGAGGGAAUGAAUGAAUAAAGAAUGAAUGAACCAAUAAAGAAGUAUGCUAUUGCCCACAGUUUCUCCAGCAGUUUUCAAUGUUAUCAGCUUUUCUUCAUAUGAAAGUGCUUCAUUAUAGCACAUAUCUAGGUGUGCACGUUUGUCCUUGCUGUGUGCCGAUAAGUGAAAAUGCAGGAAAAACAAUAGAAUGAUUCAAUUUUUGGCAAUAUGUUUUUACCUUUAUAACAACAGAGAAGUGUAGAUUGUGGCACCAUAACUUGGUAACUUGCAUUGAUUUUCAAUGCAUUUUCUGUACCAUAUCACCGUUUUUAAAAACUUAGGCUUGCACAAAAUAUUUCUGCUCAAGUGUUUUCUGAUGGGAAUAGAGUGUAGUUUUGAUUCAAAGCAACUCUGUGCUUUGAAAAAUAAGUGGCGCAUUCCUGGAUUUUUGCUGGGUUUUUUAAUACAUGCACUUUAAAAUUUCUGAAAGGCCACUAAAUAAGAUGACUUGAAAUUGAGUUUCCUAAUAAAAGAAAAUUAAAUGCAACCAUAUGAGAUAGCAGUUUAGACUGGCAAACAAGGGUUAAUGCUGCCUCUGUGUUAGAAUCACAAUCAUAUCACACUCAUGUGCACACAUCAGUCACUAGUCAUCUUCUGUUAUGCAUUGAAAAUGCCCCUGGGACUAGUAUUAUGAAGAGCAUUUUGGAUUUCAACUCCCAGAAACCUCAGCCAGGAAGGCCAUUGCUCAAACCAAGGGAUUCUGGUAGCUGAAAGUCUAAAACAGGCAGUAUCAGUUUGUCCCAACACUACAAUACCUAAAGAUGGUGAUCUGCAACAGUCCAGAAAUGUGUCCUUGUGUGACAGUAGUCCUCUGAAGGCCAUUUUGGAUUUCAUUUCGAUUUUCUAAUGACACACCCUUGUUUCACCUCUCCUGAUGCUGAGCUGUGUGUUGUAGGAAACAAAACAGUCCUUAUUUGUGUCUUAGUUCUGUUCCAGAAGUAAGAAUGGAGUAUGCCACAUUUGUUUCAUCUUUUAUAACUAGAAUUAUAGGGAGACAGUUUGCAAAUGGAUAUUUAUUCCCUUGCUAUGCUUCGCAAACUAAAUUUCCUCUGUGAGCAAAGGGACAAGAAAUUCCCUUUUUUCUGUUUGUUUUUUCCUUAACUUCCUAUUUCUUCUAUUUUUUUCAUCUUUAUAUUCCUUUUGUCUUUUCUCUCCCACCUUUUUUCUCUUCAGAGACAUUUUUCUUUUUAACUCCUAGUUUUUGCUUCAUGGUAUCCCCCUAAGAACUGUGCUAAUAUUCAAGGAUAUGUGAUUUCUAUGAAUAAUUUUUUAAAAGUCAGAAUUCUACACUAUGGUAAUGUGUGUUCCAAGAAAAGCUACAGUCUGUAAAUUCUGGAAAAAAAUUUGGGGGAAUAAUUCACUGUAGUUCUGUAAAGGAGCUUUGUAGACCUAUUCUAACGCAAUGAUUUCCAAACUUUGGUCUUCCAGAUGUUUUGAAUUUCUUCCUCCACAAUUCCUGACUGUUGGUCAAGCUGUCUAGGGCUUAGGAGAGUUGAAGUCCAAAAGCUCUGUAGGACUAGAGUUUGGGGAUCACUGUUCUAGCAGAUAAAAAUGUUUUUCCGCCCUUUAUCUUACCCAUGUUCUGAACAACUGCUAUUAGGCAUUGUCCUGAACUUGCUAACCCAGCUUUGCAACCUUGAGGACUAUAAACUUUAGUUCUGUUGAAAGAAGAGUUCUUGUCAUUCUUGCAUAUUCUAUGUUUGCACUGAAUGUUUGACUGUAUGCAGCUCUGUCAAUAUUGAGCUGCUUCAACACCAUACAAGUGCCUACCUCCUUGUCUGCAUUUGUGUAACUGACAAUGUACUUACUUAGAGGUAGAUUUACUGUCAGCUGAGGACAUAUCAGAGCACUUUUCUAUUCAAAGAGAAAAGAGAAUGCUAAUCAACUUAAGAACACUGACUUGUGUUUGCAUGUAUGGGCAUAGUCCAUGGAAUUUCAGUGCAUGAAUAACUGCUGAUUCACAAAAAUGUGUGCAUCACUUGAUUUCUCAUCUUCUGAUUACACCUGAGGUUUUUUGAAUGACUGGUUUGAAAAAUAUAGUGUUUCACAUGAAGCUGGCUAAUCAUUCUAGCUUCAUAUUGAAUCUGGUAACAAUAACAGUGAUAAAUGGCAAUUAAUCACUUGAUGUUUCCAAAGAUGUUAAUAGCUGUUCUUUAGUUACCAAGGACUACUUUCCUUAAAAUAUAGAAGAAACAAAUCAGGAAGAACAGAAAGGCAUACUCUUAAAAUUAUUUUUGUCUGUAGAGUGGUAAUUUCCAUGAUAUUGACCUCUCAAAAGGUGUUCUAUGUUCAUCAUUAAUUCUGUGAUUAUUUUAGUUAAAUUGGUUCCUGAAACAAAGUGGGUGCACUCACAUCUCAAUUUUCUCUCCAUUCCAUAAUAUUGUCUGAGAUUACACAACCUGCUGUGUAUUUUACUUGUAUUUUAUUCAUAAUCAUUGAAAUGCAAGGUGGUUUAAUGUUGUGUAGACAACAGUAGGUGGUGCUAGAAAACUCUUUUUGAGACUUCUAGCCCCCAAAAAUGUGAGGGGAGAUGUUACCAUAUCUAUGUGAAUCUAUUUGAAUCACAGAAUUGUUUUCACAACAAAAUAAUUUUAUUUAUUGAUUUUAUGUGCUGAUAUUUUCACUAUGUCCAAUCUUCCAUUUGUAUGUAUAUGUAUUAAGAUAAACAUUAUGUAAAAUAAUGACUUGUUGAUUUAUAUUAUGUAGAUAUUCCUGUACAAAUGAAGAUUCCCAAAUCCUGAGACAUUACGAGCUAUACAUGUGUAUAUAUCAGACUUUUAAAUAAUAAACACCAUGAACACAUGCA